AUGACAAUGGAGAACAAAAGACUUAAAUCCCGUCAUCACGACGAUCCUCAAGAUGAUGAUGGCAUGUUUCAGCCUAAACACGCGCCAUGGUGGGUAAAAGAUCCCUUCAAAUCAUUCAUUAUUUUCGCAGUUUUCUUUUCCGGAUCUGUUCUGUUCUCUAUGUUGAAUCAUCGAUCAAUUGACAUCAGGAUAGUUGGUGGUUUCAAUCCUCUCAAAGCAGAUCAGGGAGAAAAUCAGCCACGAGAAGUUGCCGCAGAACCUGAAGAAUUGGACAAUGGAUCAUCUCUGGCUCCAGAUGAAGCCGAUGAAGCCGAAGAAAGCAUUCCAUCGGUUGAGGAACCACAUGUUAACGAUCUUGGUGGCCUAAUUGCUGAAGGAUUUGAUGAGAAAUCAUGUCUGAGUAGAUAUCAGUCACCCUGGAAAAACAAAGGCCAACAACAACAUCAACCUUCUCCGCACCUCAUCUCUAAAUUAAGAAACUACGAAGCUCUCCAUCGACGAUGCGGGCCUCACACAGAAUCUUUCAGAAAAGCCUCGGAGUAUAUCAACUAUAGCAUUCACAACAACAACAGCAAUCACAGCAGUUCUUCAGACUGCCAGUAUAUAAUCUGGACACCAAAAAAUGGGUUAGGAAACCAAAUGAUGAGUUUGGUUUCUGUUUUCCUUUAUGCGCUCCUGACACAGAAAGUCCUCCUUGUUAAACCUCAACCUCACAUUUCUGACCUUUUCUGUGAACCAUUCCCUGGUACUUCAUGGCUGAUUCCAUCUAGUUUUCCACCAAUCAAUCUGACCUUUGGUAAGGAUUCUCCCAGGACUUACGAUUAUUAUAACCUUAAGUGGGAGAAACCCGGGUCAGUAAUUCCGGCCUAUGCUUAUCUGUACUUAGCCCAUGACUGUAAUGAAGAGGACGCGCGUUUCUUCUGUGAUGAGGAUCAGACAUUUAUCCAAAAAGUACCCUGGCUCAUCAUAAGAUCCAAUCAGUAUUUUGUGCCUUCUCUUUUUCUGAUGCCAUCUUUUCAGAAGGAACUCAGCGAGCUGUUUCCGGAGAAAGAAACCGUCUUCCAUUUCUCAGGCCGGUAUUUAUUUCAUCCAGUGAACCCUGUUUGGAGUUCUAUCACCUCAUACUACAAGGCUAAUCUAGCAGGAGCAGAUGAAAAGAUUGGUAUCCAAGUUAGAAUCUUUAAAACCGAUCCUGAUCUUUUCGAUAAAAUUUUGCAACAGAUUCUAGCCUGUGUAAUCAAGGAGAAUGAUCUGUUACCUCAAAUCAUCGACGAGACCAAGAAGCCUGGAACUGAUGCAUUACACAAAUCCAACAGGACUAAAGCUGUCCUAAUCACAUGUCUUGACGCUAGAUACUCGAAUGCGAUUAGAAAGAUGUACGAGGAAAAAACAACUCAGACAGGCGAAAUCAUUCGGGUUUUCCAGCCAAGCAACGAGAUGAGACAAAAGUGUACAGAUCUGGUUCAUAGUAUGAAAGCCCUGACAGAUAUAUAUUUGCUAAGCUUGACAGAUAAAUUGGUGACGAGCUCAAUAUCGACUUUCGGUUAUGUUGCUCAAAGCCUAGGAGGUUUGAAGCCAUGGAUUCUUCACAGGCCUGAAGAAUAUAACGCCUCGAAUCCAGGUUGUCAACGUGCCGUUUCAAUGGAACCAUGUUACCUGGCUCCGCCAACGCUGGAUUGCAAAACUCGUGGAACGGUCGAUAAAGGUAAAAUUGUUGGUUAUGUAAGGCAUUGUGAGGACAGGGCCAAGGGUCUUAAACUGAUUGACAAAGAUGAUGAGCCUUGAUGAACAUUUUUCAUUCAAAUGUAAUAGCCCUAGCUAUUAAAAAUAUUCAUCUGU
Molecule: messenger RNA, 1839 nt
Organism: Oldenlandia corymbosa var. corymbosa
Lineage: Eukaryota; Viridiplantae; Streptophyta; Magnoliopsida; Gentianales; Rubiaceae
Source: the annotation of a GenBank genome assembly